Coniophora puteana RWD-64-598 SS2 is the source of this 1326-nucleotide messenger RNA. RefSeq lists its product as uncharacterized. The transcript is spliced from 10 exons. NCBI's taxonomy places the organism in Eukaryota, Fungi, Basidiomycota, Agaricomycetes, Boletales, Coniophoraceae. Bases 1 to 1326 code for a protein of 441 amino acids. The record is from RefSeq and is a predicted model, not a curated record.
AUGUGCCACAGCGCCUAUGUACCCGGUGCCCAUGGCAGUUCUGAGGCCAACACCUCUCAGCCCCAAUCCCGAGCCGGAGCCAGAAGCCUGGCCAAUGGGCUGGUCGUCUGCAUGCAAUGGAGGUUGACAGUGUCAUGCUCAGCGUGUGCCGGAGCAUGGACAACAAGCAGCACAGACAGUGAACAACGCAGACAGCAAGCAACACGGUGGGUCUGCUGCAAACGUGGCCAUCAACGUGCGCAUGCCAAUAGCCCAGGCAAGAGGAUGGCAGCAUUUGACGCAGGGGGUAGCUGGGCAUUCAGCGCAGGAGGGGGGACUGGGGCAUUUGAUGCAGGUGGGACUAGGGCGUUUGACGCAGUGGAGGCUGAGGCAUUCAGAUCAGAUGGGGCCGGGAUGCUCAGCGGAGGUGGGGCUGGGGUAUUUGACACAGGAGAGGCAUUUGACACAAUAGGGGUGUUUGACGCAAGAGGGGCAUUCAACGCAGGAGGGGCAUUUAAUGCAGGAGGGGCAUUUAAUGCAGGAGGGGCUGGGGUGAACAAAUUUACCACAUGGGUUUUGGACUGUAAAACCCUCACCAAAAUGGCAUAUGACUCGUCAGAAGCUGACAUGGAUGCGCUCAUUGAGGACUUCGAAACUAAAGUAUCCUCAAAAAUAUCCAGUUGUGAAGAACUCUUGAAGCAGGCCUGCCCUAUACUCCAAAAGUAUACUGAUACUAAUAAAAAUGCAGUGGAUGGGCUGCAUUACUUAUGGUCAUUUGACUGUGCACUCAAAGAGGCACGUGCUAUCAACGAUAAGGUGGCAACACAUCAGAACAAGCAUUACGCAUUUACCAUCUGGGUCUUCACGCAAGUGCCCAUCUUCCAUCUGUCAGCACAAUGGUUUAUGAUUGGUCUGCAGGAGCAUUUCCAAGAAUCAUUGAGCGUCAGCAUCAGAAAGACUACAGAAAUGGUGAACACUCCUGAUCAUCUGGGUGUGAUGAUUCAGGCAGGUUACAAUGCUGGACCACGGGAUAGCUGUGUGGUUGUGCCUUGCAAUGUCAUUGAUCAUAUCAGUGCUAAGCUUGCUGCUCAGUCACUUCUAAACAUGCAAACAAGAAACGUACCUGAAGAUAUUGGCUGGUCCAUUCAGGACCAUGAUGGUGUUGUAUAUCAUUUUCCUCAGGUGCCUCAUAGCCCCCCAGAGGAAUAUCUUUCUCAAGACUAUGUGGUCUGGGCUCACAUUGUUCCAGCUUACUGUGAUUUUGCGCUGUCAUGGCAUGAGAUCAACCCCAAACAGAAUAUGUCAUUCGGACCUGGAUUCCAUGCCAGUCUGAGGUUAAGUCUAUGA